CGCUGGCGGGGCCGUUCCCAUUCCCAGGCGGGGCCGUGGCACCGCCGUGCCCGGGAGAGGCGGCGAGCCGGCGUCCCUGCGGUCGUCCCGUCUCGUCCCCUCAGCGCCGGGCGGGCUGCGGUGGCGACCGAGGCAGCGCCCUUCCCCGGUGCUUGCCCGAGACCCGCCGCUAGAGCCCGUCCGAGGGACCGGCCUCCUCGGGCCACCUCUCGGCCUGCGCCUCCCGAGCGGCGGUGAGGGGGCCGGGCGGCGGGCAGGGGCUGUUGGUGAUGCUGGAGCUGCCCCGCCUUUCCCCUGGGCGGCCGUCGGUGGCCUGUGGGCGGUGGCGCCUGCGGUCGCUAGAGAAGAUAACGCAGGGCGAAAUGUCUGUGGUGGCAGACGCUCCGGAUCCUCAUGGCUCCCUCAGCGAGCUUAAACUGUGGGAACCCAAAACCUCUCACUCCUUGGUUUGCCUUUCUGCAGGGAGCUCCUGAAAAUCUCCUAUCAACGAGAUUAAGGUGCCUUUUUCAGCCUCAUUUUCCCAGAUGUCCAGUUUUGUCUGACUCUUCGGUUUCUCAUAGUCAAAGGAAAUAUUUUUGUUGACAGUAGAUAAAAUGGCGACGUUAGUUCACACGUUAGCAGAUCACAGUGAUGAUGUCAACUACUGCGCCUUCUCGUCUUCGUGCUUGGCUACUUGUUCCUUGGACAAAACAAUUCGCGUUUAUUCUUUAGACAACUUUACUGAGCUUCCCUACUCGCCGUUGAGAGGCCACACCUACGCUGUGCACUGCUGCUGCUUCUCUCCAUCAGGACACCUUCUGGCUUCCUGCUCGACAGACGGCACCACCAAGGUGUGGGACACCCGGGACGGCCGGAUGCUGGUGGCGCUGGAGCAGCCCGGCGGCAGCCCCGUGAGAGUCUGCCGCUUCUCUCCCCAGGCCGCCCGCCUCCUGUCCGGGGCAGCGGAUGGCAGCGUCGUGCUUUGGGACAUGCAGUCGCUGACACUCUACAGAUCUGGGAAUGUUAAAGAUGGUUCUUUGGUGGCCUGUGCAUUCUCUCCUAAUGGAAAUGUCUUUGUCACUGGAUCAUCGUGUGGUGAUUUAACCAUUUGGGAUGAUAAAAUGAGAUGUCUAUGUAAUGAAAAAGCACAUGAUCUUGGCGUUACCUGCUGUGAUAUUUCUUCACAGCCAAUUUCUGAUGGCGAACAUGGAUUCAGAUACUUCCAGAUGGCUUCUUGUGGUCAAGAUAAUCAGAUCAAACUCUGGCUUAUUUCACUUACAGAUUUCUUAGGUGUUGAAUUAAAAUAUAAAUGCACAUUGAAUGGACAUUCUGCCCCAGUUCUGGCUUGUGCAUUUUCUCAUGAUGGGCAGAUGUUAGUUUCAGGGUCUGUGGACAAGUGUGUCAUAAUAUAUGAAACUACUACUGGCAAUAUCCUUCAUACUUUGUCUCAGCAUACCAGAUAUGUUACAACUUGUGCUUUUGCACCACAUAGUUCCUUACUUGCCACAGGUUCAAUGGAUAAAACUGUGAGCAUAUGGCAGUUUGACCUUAAGCAACCCUGUGCAGCAAAUACUGUAGAAAAUGAAUCUAAGGUGGCUGUUGAGGCCUGGUCAGAGGACGAUGUUUCAGCCUGGCUUUGUGCACAAGACUUAGCAGACUUUGUUGGGCUUUUCAAAAGGAAUAACAUCGAUGGCAAGGAACUACUGCAUCUUACUAAAGAAAGUCUGGCUAAUGAAUUAAAAAUUGAAUCUCUAGGCCUGCGCAGCAAAGUCCUCCAGAAAAUUGAAGAACUGAGGAUGAAAAUGAUCUCUGCUUCUGUUACUGCCCCUGAUGAGUUCUUAUGUCCUAUCACAAGGGAGCUUAUGAAGGAUCCCGUCAUUGCAGCAGAUGGCUAUUCCUAUGAAAAGGACGCCAUAGAGAAGUGGAUCAGCAAUAAAAGACGCUCUAGUCCCAUGACAAAUCUUCCUCUCCCCACUCUCGUGCUCACCCCAAACAGGACGCUAAAAAUGGCCAUUGGUCGCUGGCUGGAGACGCAGCAGAAACACAGUCACACAGCUUAACUUGGAAGUUGUUUGUUAAAAUUGAUUGACAUGAAAUUGUAUGUAGCUAAAAAAAUAACUGUAUCAGAAACAAUGGGAAAGAAAACAUUGUGUUUCUGUUCUAAUCUGUGGCUGUCAUUUAAAUGUGUGUUAGAAAGAAAAUCUUCACUGUUGGGCGCUCCUAGAAAAUGACUCAAAAACUUUUAAGUAAGUCAUUGGUAAUGUCUGUUUUGGAUUCACUAUUUUUACAACAAAGUUUUCUUAAAAUUUAUGAGGUUUAAGUCUUAAUUUUACCAAAGUAUAUAAUUUUUUUCUAAUUAAACACCAAAAACGUC
Calidris pugnax (ruff) is the source of this 2353-nucleotide messenger RNA. RefSeq names its product WD repeat, sterile alpha motif and U-box domain containing 1 (gene WDSUB1). Gene Ontology annotation, biological process: protein ubiquitination. The transcript has 11 exons. The record is from RefSeq and is a predicted model, not a curated record. The coding region runs from base 594 to 2039 and encodes 481 amino acids. Gene Ontology annotation, molecular function: protein binding; ubiquitin-protein transferase activity. NCBI's taxonomy places the organism in Eukaryota, Metazoa, Chordata, Aves, Charadriiformes, Scolopacidae.